UUGCAAUCUUAGUAGGUGGGUGGUCGGGUAGGGAGGGACCAUCAAUCGAGCUAAUCUCCUGCAAUUUUAGCUCCCCUUUCGGCGGAAGAUCGACGUUUCUUAGUGCACUGGUUGUUCCUAGUGAUUGCGAUCACGAGUCUAUCGCCCUUCCGGUCUAGGCGUCAGUAUUCCUGGAAGCUGCCGCACAGAUUUGGCAGGGCAGUGAGCUUGCGACAACAACCUAGAGGUUCGCAGGUCGUUCUGCUGACUUGGACUGACUUUCGCUGACUUCUGCCGACUGCCUUCCGCUAUCUUCCAGGCGGGCGCUCUCGCGGGGUUUCAGCCUGGAUGGGCCUUAGCUGUAGGGGGGGAUCUCGGCCGUUUCAACCACUGCACGGCUGCCGAACAGACAUACUACCGACCUUACAACAGACCUUACAACAGUCACCCCUACCUAGCUCUUUCUAGUCUGGUGUUCCAGGCGAGGUAGUAGACAAGAGACCGUGGGAGGAGGAGGCGGGGGGUGUGCUGUGAGGGCUAACGGUUUCACGAACCAGCUUCCGAAGUUAACGUCUCAUGUCACCAUCCCCUCCCACCAGUCGCAUCGCAGGGUUCGGAUCCUUCCAGGCCUGAGGCCUGAGUCUCCGCUGGGUUAGAGUCAGAUUCGAGAGGAAGUAGAGGCAUCCAGCGAUCCGCCAUGGGCAGGUCCAAGGAACCCCCCAUUCUUCCCUUCACCUCCUCGACAGUCUCGAGGGACGCCUCCUCCUCCAUCAACGUCCCCUCCGCGCUCCCCACCUCCUCCUCCUCCUCGUCCCUCUCGUCCAACCCCAACAUCGCCAUCGCGCUUCUCCUCCUUUCCCGCCUCCGCGACGCCGUGAGAGCGGCAGCAGCGCAGCAGCGCCCAUGGCUGGAGCUCGUCGACCGAUCCGCCUUCGCGCGCCCCGAGAGCCUCUCCGACGCCGCGAGCCGCAUCCGCAAGAACAGCCGCUACUUCCACGCGAAUUACCUCGUCGUUCUCUUCCUCGCUAUAAUCGUCUCCGUUUUGCACAACCCGUUCGCCAUCCUCUGGCUCGCGAUUCUCUCCGCGGCCUGGGGCUACACCUUCCUGUUUCGCCCCGGACCAAUCACCAUAGCCGGGCGGUCGUUCAGCGAGCGGGAGAAGCUUGUCAUCAUGUGCCUGUUAUCCGCGUUAGUAGUCUUCGGCCUGAGCCCUCUUGGCUCGGCAGUCAUGUCUGGAACAGUUAUAGGGGUGGCUGUUAUCUGCUGCCAUGCUGCGUUCAGAGUGCCCGAUGAUCUGUUUCUUGAUGACUCUGUGGAUGGGCUGGCUGGGCUGGGCAUGGGCGCGGGCAGCAGCAGCGGAUGGUUCAACCUGCUUCUCGGAAGCAGCACAGGCGGAGUGGGAGGUGUGGGGGGGGUUGGGGCAGUGGGAGGGGUGGGAGGGGUUGGGAUGGGAGUGGGAGUGGGAGGGGUGGGUGGUGUGGGGGUUGGAAGAGGGGGUGUUGGGCUCGGGGGAAGUGGUUUAGGCAGAGGCAACAGCAGCGGUGUGAGCAAGGGUAGCAAUAGUAGUGUGAGUAGUAUGGACAUCCCUAGACGACACUCAGCAUCCACACUUGAGUCUGCCGUCUAGUCUAGUAGGGGUAGGGUGCUAAGAGUGUAGCAUACAGAUGGCAUGGCAGGGUCUUGUUGUUCAACAUUUGCCUCAUUCCCGGCCCGUUUCCUCUAGUCUCCUUCAGUCAGUGACCUUGUAAUAGACUGUAGUAGUAGUUCCGAAGGGUUUCUGUUUGCUUUUUCCAUCCAUGCCCUCCUUUCUAGACGUUUCUCCAUUUCCAC
This is a messenger RNA of Closterium sp. NIES-67, 1809 nucleotides long. Lineage: Eukaryota; Viridiplantae; Streptophyta; Zygnematophyceae; Desmidiales; Closteriaceae. The record is from the annotation of a GenBank genome assembly.